AUGGUUUUUUAUAAAGGUAGCUGCUUAAUGAAUGAAGAAAGCAGUGAAUAUCUAGGGCUAGACACUAGUGUUGUGAAUGAUUUUGAAGAAAAAGAUGUUUCUUAUUUAUUAAAAAAUAAACAUAUUUUUUCGGAAAAAAAGGAACAAAUAACAAGGUCUUUAUCUUUAAAUGAUUUAAAACAUGUCUACGAAACUUUUUAUUUUUCUCAAGUGGCUAGAAAUAUGAAUUAUUAUAGAUCAUUAGUAUGGAGUAAUGAAAUGGAAAAAUCAAUACAAAAUCAACAAGAUCUCCAUUUCAGGCUUUUUAAAAAAGAAUAUCUUGAAAAAAUCUCAAUAUGUGAAGAUCUUAUAACACAUGUUUCAAAAAUGUUUGAAAAAUUAAGAGUAAUAAACAUUGAUUUAAAAAAAUCCUAUGAAAAUAGUCAUGUUUUUAGAAAUAAUUAUGAGAAACUUGAAAAAGAAAAGCAAAAUGCUAUAUUAUUAAAAGAUCAAAUUAGACAGAAUCUUGAAGCGUAUUGUUCUCUUGAUGUAAUUUAUAAGUUAUUGAAUACAUCUGGCGUUGAGCUUAUUACAAAACCUGAGUUUUUUGAUAUGCUUAAAAAAUUGGAUAAAGGUUCGCAAAUGAUGAAAGAACAUCCUGAAUUCAAGAAUUCUUGGAUUUAUAGAGAAAAAUUUGAACAAUGUUUAACAAAGGCUAUGACAUUGAUUUGUGUUUUUUUUGUACAGGUGAUAAAGGAAUUAAAUGAGGGAAUCAAUGAGGAUUUUUCUUUUAAGGUAUCUAAUAAUAUUAACCAAACUGCAUUUUUAUAUACAAAAUUUCGUGUUCGUGCUAUUGAAUUAAGGCCAUAUAUUAAAGAAAUAGAGGAAAGAAUCAAAGAUCAUAACGAAUAUAACGUAAUGAUUAAUGAUUGUCAAAAAUUUUACUUUGGAAUAAGGUAUAAAUUGGUUAAACCAAUUAUUUCUCAGAAAUUAAAUGAACUAUCAAAUGAAAAUAUUAUUCGAUUUUCUAGAAUAAGUAUUGCAUUUUUUACUGGUCUGUGUUUUGAUGAGUUUUCUCUUUUUCGAGAUUUUUUUCAAAAUGAUGAUUCAAAAUUUUAUUCUUAUUCUCAAAAAUUAUUUGAGCCUAUAUCUACUUAUUUACAAUCAAAUUUAUUCAAAGAGACAAAUUUAUCGCUACUUUGUGAGGUUUGUUCUGUUUUUAAAGUAAAAAUAUCUGAAGAUAGUGAAAAUGAAAAUUCGUUAGAUAUCGGUCAAGAUUGUUAUAAGAUAGAUUAUUCAGUCAUAUUUAAUGAAAUUAUUCAACAUAUUCAAUCAUUUAUUGUAGUUCAAGUUCGAAAUGUAGCUAAAUUAGAAAUUCAGAAUUUUAUUCCCUCUAAAAAUGCUUUUAAUUUUUCCAAAACUUUAGAAAAGAGAGAUCAAUCGGAUUCAUUAUUAACCAAGGUUUCUGAUGUUUCAAAAGAAGAAUUAUAUGACAGUGAUUUGGUUAUUAGAUGGUAUCCUACAUUAAAUAAAACAAUUUCAUUGUUGUCAAAAAUAUAUCCUUUAUUGAAUACAAAAUCUUUUAAUACUGUUGCUUAUGAUAUCGUUAAUAUUUGUAUUUCUUCACUUAGUCAUGGAUCACAAGUACAAACAGAUAUUUCUAUGAGAGAUCGUCAACUUUUUCUUGUAAAGCAUUUAUUGAUAUUGAGGAAUCAAAUAUUGGAAUUUAAUAUAGAUUUUUUUCAUUUUGAAAAAGAUGUAAAUAUUGAUACUGCAAAUAUUAGUUCUUGGGAUGUUUAUAAUAAACUUCGAUUAUUUAAUCCAUUAGAACUCUAUAAAUCUGCAUGGAGUAAAAUUUCAGGAUUUUCAUCUACUGAAAGAGAUAUAUAUAAUAAAUUCAAUACUCUUCUUCAAACAGCUAUUAAUGCUUCUAUUGAACAUUCCUUAAAACCUUUUAUAGAACCUAUUCAGAAAAUAAGGAAGAUCAAGAAACUAUCUAACGAUUCUAUUGAAGCAAUAAUUAAUGAAUCCCUUAUAUCUAUUGAGAAAGAAGCACCUCUUCUCAGGAUUACUUUUUUAAGUUAUAUUGAAGAUUCACAAAUUAUACAUAUUUUUUUUAUCGAUAUUAUAGAUAAGUUUUCAAAAGAAUUAGGUGAUAUAGGGAAAUGUCUUUCUCCUGAAUAUUUAACAACUUGGUCUCAAACCGAUCAACUGAUAUCAUGUUUAAGUCGUCUUCUAUUAAAUAAUAAUUCUUCGGAAAAAGUUUCAAAAACUGCUCAUCAAGACAUUAUUAUGAUUCAUUAA
This is a messenger RNA of Pneumocystis murina B123, 2283 nucleotides long. RefSeq lists its product as hypothetical. Gene Ontology annotation, biological process: intracellular protein transport; Golgi organization; intra-Golgi vesicle-mediated transport. The coding region runs from base 1 to 2283 and encodes 760 amino acids. The transcript is spliced from 12 exons. The record is from RefSeq and is a predicted model, not a curated record. Gene Ontology annotation, cellular component: membrane; cis-Golgi network; COG complex. Lineage: Eukaryota; Fungi; Ascomycota; Pneumocystomycetes; Pneumocystales; Pneumocystaceae.